GGUCCCAGAGAAUGGUGAGCAUUUGGCAAUGCUGGAAGGGGGGCACUCAGAGGUAUGCUUUCUCUCCCCACAGUGGCCGGACUGGGUUUUGGGCUCAUGAGCGGUGCCUUCUCCAUGGUCAACCUGCUGUCGGAUUCCUUGGGCCCUGGCACAGUGGGCAUCCAUGGGGACUCACAGCUCUACUUUCUGACUUCAGCCUUCAUGACCCUGGUCCUGAUCCUGCUGCACACCUUCUGGGGAGUCGUCUUCUUCCACGGCUGUGAGACCCAGCGCUGGUGGGAGGUGGCAGUGGUUGUGCUGAGCCACCUCAUCGUUUCUGGACUGACCUUCUGGAAUCCGCUGUAUGUGGCUAGCCUCCUCCCCGCUUACCUGCUGAUGGCAGCCAUGGCCGUCUGGGCCUACGUCGUCUCGGGGGGCUCCAAGCAGAACCUGCGCCACUUCCUUCUUUGCCUGCGGAGUGGGACGACCCCCCAGCCGGGAUCCUGAGCCCACCCACCCUGCAGCCUGCUCUGGUCCCGGACGGUUUUGUGAUGCAGCCAGUGUCUUCAGGAACAUUGCUGUGAGACAUUUGGGGGGGGGGGGGGGGACUUGCACCCCCUCCUCUGAACUAAAAUGGGAGGGAGGGACAAUACACGGUGCUGGCAACUCCUGGCUGUGCAUUUCUGAACCAGAGAAGACUCUGUGGCUUUUCUGCAUCUGGAGCAAUGCAGCGGGUGAGGAUCCCACCAGGAACUCUUGUGGCAGAAUGGUUCUUCUCACUUACCCACCCACCAUCCAAGAAAAAGGGGAAGUCCCAAUGACAAAGAUAUGUUUGCAGGGGUGGAUUAGCCAAGGAGCCCUGAGGGCGUGUUUCCUUCCUGGGGUGGGCAGAGACCCCGCAAUAUGCAUUUGUACCAAUAAAGAAUGAUGAUGGACAA
This is a messenger RNA of Sceloporus undulatus (fence lizard), 917 nucleotides long. Its product is annotated as gamma-secretase subunit Aph-1b-like. The transcript has 4 exons. The coding region runs from base 55 to 486 and encodes 143 amino acids. Gene Ontology annotation, biological process: Notch signaling pathway; protein processing; Notch receptor processing. The record is from RefSeq and is a predicted model, not a curated record. Lineage: Eukaryota; Metazoa; Chordata; Lepidosauria; Squamata; Phrynosomatidae. Gene Ontology annotation, molecular function: protein-macromolecule adaptor activity. Gene Ontology annotation, cellular component: gamma-secretase complex; endoplasmic reticulum; membrane.